Molecule: messenger RNA, 1158 nt
Organism: Prunus avium (sweet cherry)
Lineage: Eukaryota; Viridiplantae; Streptophyta; Magnoliopsida; Rosales; Rosaceae
Product: F-box protein CPR1-like
Molecular function (GO): protein binding
Source: RefSeq, a predicted model, not a curated record
AUGAGUAACUCAGGCUGCAAUGGUUCCCGUUACAUCCCUGAAGAAAUCCUGAUCAACAUACUAUCAAGACUACCGGUAAAAUCUCUUAUUCGGUUUAUUUGUGUAUGCAAGUUAUGGAGUUCUUUGAUUCGAAGCUCGAGGUUUAUUGGAAUGCAUCUUAAUAGGAAUGUCACAAACCGUGCUCAUGCUUUUAUAAUUGCCCUCCACGAAAGUAGACGCAAACCCAAAAUUUGCUACACCCUUUUCUCUAAUGAAACAUUUGAGCCGUGCUUGAAGAUUAAGCAUCCCUUAACAGGGCCCAAAAUUGAGAUACAUGGUUCAAGCAAUGGCUUAGUUUGUCUGUCAUAUGAACUGGGGAAUUUGGAUACUUCUAUAUACCUAUGCAACCUAUCAAUUCAGAAACAUGUGGUCCUUCCUCCCACCAGCAUUUUGUGCUUGCCCAGUCCUGAAUAUGUCACUUAUGUUGCAUUCGGAUUCCACCCCGGGCUUAACGACUACAAGGUGGUAAGGUUGCUCACGUUUUCUGAGGGGAAUCACUGCAUUGAAGUGGAGGUUUAUAGUUUGAGCACAAACUCUUGGAAGAGGAUUGAUGCAAUCCCUGCUUCCAUAAAGGCCAUGGUUUUGCACUCUGAUCAAUUUGCAGUUUAUAAUGGAGUAGCAUAUUGGAUUAUGAAGAAAGAGGAUGCUACUUAUUGUUUCGUGUCUUUUGAUACCGACAGUGAGGUGUUUGAAGAGUUUCUGCUACCAGAUGCUGUUGUCGAUGGAAUUGAAUCCAUGCUUGAUAAUUGCAAGGAAUUAAUUGCGGAGUACAAGGGAUCAAUUUGCUUGUUUCAAUCCAAUCUAGAUUUCAGGGCUGGUAAUGACUACAUUGACAUGUGGGUUCUCCAAGAAAAGUCUUUCAAGAAGUUGCUGACUGUUUACCUUCCUGGAAAGAGGAGCUUUUACCCUUUGGCCAUUAGAAUGGGCAACGAACUCCUCGUGGGAUACCCUUGUGGUAGCUAUUUGUGUUCUUAUAAUCUUGAAACCAAGCAGGUUACAGAAACUGGAAUUAAGUUGGCUGUGGAUCGCUAUAACGACUAUCAUGCGCGUGCUUAUGUCGAAAGUUUAGUCUUGCUCAGGGAGUAGAAAGGGACGACUUAGAAAGAAUGUUAAUUAUGU